Molecule: messenger RNA, 1265 nt
Organism: Papilio machaon (common yellow swallowtail)
Lineage: Eukaryota; Metazoa; Arthropoda; Insecta; Lepidoptera; Papilionidae
Product: glycerophosphodiester phosphodiesterase 1
Exons: 9
Coding region: 44-1204 (386 amino acids)
Biological process (GO): lipid metabolic process
Molecular function (GO): phosphoric diester hydrolase activity
Source: RefSeq, a predicted model, not a curated record
UAAAUAUUAAUUUCGUUUAACGGUCUUUUUGUGUUAAAACAAGAUGGCGACGUGUGCGAUGCGCACGGGAUGGCUUGCAUCGGUAGGAACGUCGAAAUACUCAUCAAUCUGCCCAAAAAUCUUGCAAAGUGCUCUUGUCUACCCCAAUGUUCUGAACUCAACUACUAUUCUCACACAAAAAAGGUCCUUGUUCGUGUUACCGAUCGGUCUUGAUGUUGGGAUACUAGGAGUCACGGCAUAUUUUAUAACAAGGUUAAAGAAAGCAGACCCUAGUAAUGUGGCACAGAUAUUUGGUCCUGAUCCUUGGAGUAAGGAAAGUGAAUUACAUCCUGAGAAAGUUGUGAAAUGUAUCGCUCAUAGAGGGGCAAGUUUAGAUGCUCCAGAGAAUACUAUGCAGGCUUUUAAAUACUGCGUUGACAGAGACUGUAACUUUGUGGAGCUUGAUGUUCGAUCAUCUCGGGAUGGUCACUUGGUGCUUCUGCAUGAUGAAGGAUUGGGUCGACUGACGGGUACAGAGAUCAACAAUGUUCAUGUCAUGGAUUGGGAUGAAAUCAAAAAUAUUGAUAUAGGAGCUAAUCAUCCUAACAGGCAACAGUUUAAAGAGGUGCACCUCUGUCUGUUGGAUGACGCACUCAAAUAUCUACUGGCUAAUGAUGUAAGAGUCAUAAUUGAUGUCAAAGGUGAAGACAAGGAGGUAGUGGAUGGUAUUGUGAAGGCGUUUUCUGACCAACCAAAUCUACAUCAACGUGCAGUGGUUACAAGCUUCAAUCCUUUUGUUUUAUAUAGGAUUAGGCACAAAGACCCUAAGAUUGUAGGCGCAAUGAGCUAUCGUCCGUAUUGCUUCAGCUCACAGGACUAUGACGCUGAGAACGGACCCAGUAAUCCUAGGUUCGGUGGCAACCUGCUAGUGCAAGGUGUUCUGCGGCUUGCGGAUUGGGUACACGCGCGAGCGUGGCGGCUCUGUGCUCGCUGGUGCGGGGUCAGCGCUGUGCUGCUGCACAAGGAUAUUGUACACCCUAGCGAGGUGCAGUACUGGAGGUCGCGCGGCGUGCGCUGCGCCGGCUGGUCGGUCAACCGGCCGCUGGAGAAGCUGUACUGGCGCGGAGUUCUGCGCGCCCCGUACCUCGCCAGCACGCUGCUGGGGGAGCCUGAAGUAGAUGAUCAAAGGCGUGUCGAAAAGCGAACAAUUAAAGAGGUUGAAUAAUACGAUCCUAAACUUAAAUUGUAUGUGAAAUGUUUUUUGAAAAGAUUUUGUGUGUAAACGU